UACUAGUAGUUGAAGUCGGUCAAUUGACGAGCUAACGUUCAAAAUGCUCUCGGCUAUGGCACGUAAGGCAAGCAGACACUUGAGUAAUAUGUAGGUAGCUUGUGCUUGUGUGGAGCAUGUCGACAUAAUGAGUGUGCAAAGCGUAUUAAUGAUAUUGAAACCGUUAAAGUUGGUUUAUGUUGAAACUAGUUGAAGUAAUUUCUUACAAAUUACCCCAUACCUGAAAAGUAACUUUCUGUGGCUGAUUAAUUUGCGGCCAGUUGCUGAAAGUCAUUGCAAGUUAGCACAUCGUGUGGAACCAACUAACAAAGAAAAAUACAAAACUCACGAAAUGCGUAUUAAACGAUUUUUAAUUUUUUUAUUGCUAUUAAUAAAAACAAGUUGCGCGUUAACUACCGAAGCUCCUGCAGAUUUCAAUUUAAAUGCGAAUCCACGACAAACCAGUUUUCUUGAAUGGUUGGUGUCAAUAUUUCAACCAAGUAAAGAGGUGACCACAAAACCCCCUGUCACCACUGAAAGAGAUUGUUCUCAUCAAUGCACUUGUGGUUCGCGGAACACAAUUAAUCGCAUUGUGGGCGGUCACGAGACUGAGGUACAUCAAUAUCCUUGGAUGGCGAUGCUUCGGUUUCGUGAACGCUUUAUUUGCGGGGCCUGGUUAAUCGAUGAUUUACAUGUAGGUUCUGCCGCCCAUUGCUUGCGAGGCUUUACACCUGGGUUACUCUCGGUGCGUUUACUGGAGCAUAGCAGGCGCAACAGUAGUGCUCAUAUUAUUGAUCGCAAAGUUUCUCAAGUUUUCGUACACGAGAACUAUUCCCCUCGCAUUUAUGAUAAUGAUAUAGGAGUGCUAAAGUUAGACAAACCAAUUACAAUGAGUGAUAUGGUGAGGCCGGUAUGUAUGCCCGAGAAAAAUCGCGAAUAUGAACAUGAGGAAGCUAUAAUCACUGGUUGGGGAGCCACGCGUGAAGGUGGGCCUGCAGCAGAAAAUUUGCAGGAAGUACGUGUUCCCAUAUUAUCGACAAAGGAGUGUCGCGAAUCUGGUUAUGGCAGUUCACGUAUAACUGACAAUAUGCUUUGUGCGGGGAUUUCAGAAGGUGGUAAAGACUCCUGUCAGGGCGACAGCGGUGGUCCUCUGCAUGUCGCUAUGAAAGAUGCUAAUUUGCAUCGCUUGGUUGGUAUAGUUUCCUGGGGCGAGGGCUGCGCCCGACCCAAUUACCCUGGUGUCUACACUCGGGUAAACCGUUAUUUAGAUUGGAUAAAAGAGAAAACGAAAGAUGGCUGCAAAUGCCAAGAACCAGUUAACGAAGAGAAAUAG
Glossina fuscipes is the source of this 1312-nucleotide messenger RNA. RefSeq names its product trypsin-1-like. The transcript is spliced from 2 exons. The record is from RefSeq and is a predicted model, not a curated record. Gene Ontology annotation, molecular function: serine-type endopeptidase activity. Lineage: Eukaryota; Metazoa; Arthropoda; Insecta; Diptera; Glossinidae. Gene Ontology annotation, biological process: proteolysis. The coding region runs from base 332 to 1312 and encodes 326 amino acids.